Molecule: messenger RNA, 2475 nt
Organism: Pipistrellus nathusii (Nathusius's pipistrelle)
Lineage: Eukaryota; Metazoa; Chordata; Mammalia; Chiroptera; Vespertilionidae
Source: the annotation of a GenBank genome assembly
AUGGCCUCCGCAGACAAGAAUGGCGAGACCGUCUCCUCCGUGUCCGGCAGCCGCCUGCAGAGCCGGAAGCCGCCCAACCUGUCCAUCACCAUCCCGCCGCCCGAGGCCGCCGCCCCCGACGAGCACGCCAGCAUGCUGCCCCAGAGGCCCCGGAAUCCCACCUACCUGAAGAGCGUCAGCCUGCAGGAGCCCCGCGGACGCUGGCAGGAGGCGUCCGAGAAGCGCCCCGGCUUCCGCCGCCAGGCCUCGCUGUCCCAGAGCAUCCGCAAGGGCACGGCGCAGUGGUUCGGGGUCAGCGGCGACUGGGAGCUGGAGCGGCAGCACUGGCAGCGCCGCAGCCUGCACCACUGCAGCGUGCGCUACGGCCGCCUCAAGGCCUCCUGCCAGCGCGACCUGGAGCUCCCCAGCCAGGACGGGCCCUCCUUCCCGGACACCGAGUCGCCCAGGCCCUGCAAGAUGCCCAAGAUCGUGGACCCUCUGGCCCGAGGCCGGGCCUUCCGCCACCCGGACGAGGUGGACCGGCCCCACGCCCCUCACCCGCCGCUGACCCCCGGCGUCCUGUCCCUCACCUCCUUCACCAGCGUCCGCUCCGGCCACCUGCCCCGCAGGAAGAGGAUGUCGGUGGCUCACAUGGGCUUUCAAGCUGCCUCUGCCCUCCUCAAGGGGCGCCCGGUGCUGGACGCCGCCGCCCCGCGGUGCCGGGCGGUCAAGCGCAGCUUCGCCUACCCCAGCUUCCUGGAGGAGGACGCCGUUGACGGGGCGGACACGUUCGACUCCUCGUUUUUUAGUAAGGAGGAAAUGAGCUCCAUGCCCGACGACGUGUUUGAGUCGCCCCCGCUCUCCGCCAGCUGCUUCCGGGCCGUCCCCCGCUCGGCCUCCCCUGUCUCCCCCGACGGGGUGCAGGCGCCUCUGAGGGAGUAUGGCCGAAGCCCCGCGCCGGCGGCCAGGCGCGGCAGGCGCAUCGCCUCCAAGGUGAAGCACUUCGCCUUCGGCCGGCAGAGGCGGCACUACGGCCUGGGCGUGGUGGGCAGCUGGCUGAACCGCCGCUACCGUCGCAGCAUCAGCAGCACGGUGCAGCGGCAGCUGGAGAGCUUCGACAGCCACCGGCCCUACUUCACCUACUGGCUGACGUUCGUCCACGUCGUCAUCACGCUGCUCGUGAUCUGCACGUACGGCGUCGCGCCCGUGGGCUUCGCCCAGCACGUCACCACCCAGCUGGUGCUCAGGAACAAGGGCGUGUACGAGAGCGUGAAGUACCUGCAGCAGGAGAACUUCUGGAUCGGCCCCAGCUCGAUUGACCUGAUCCACCUGGGAGCCAAGUUCUCACCCUGCAUCCGGAAGGACCGGCAGAUCGAGCAGCUGGUGAAGCGGGAGCGGGACCUGGAGCGGGACUCGGGCUGCUGUGUCCAGAACGACCACUCGGGCUGCAUCCAGACGCAGCGCAAGGACUGCUCGGAGACUUUGGCCACCUUUGUGAAGUGGCAGGACGACACGGGGCCCCCCGUGGACAAGUCCGACAUGGGCCAGAGGCGGACGUCUGGCGCCGUGUGCCGCCAGGACCCCCGGACCUGCGAGGAGCCGGCCUCCAGUGGUGCCCACAUCUGGCCUGAUGACAUCACCAAGUGGCCGAUCUGCACGGAGCAGGCCCGGAGCAACCGCACGGGCUUCCUGCACAUCGACUGCGAGAUCCGGGGCCGGCCCUGCUGCAUCGGCACCAAGGGCAGCUGUGAGAUCACCACUCGGGAGUACUGUGAGUUCAUGCACGGCUAUUUCCACGAGGAGGCGACACUCUGCUCCCAGGUGCACUGCUUGGACAAGGUGUGCGGGCUGCUGCCCUUUCUCAACCCCGAGGUCCCCGACCAGUUCUACAGGCUCUGGCUGUCCCUGUUCCUCCACGCCGGCCUGGUGCACUGCUUCGUGUCCGUGGUCUUCCAAAUGACCAUCCUGCGGGACCUGGAGAAGCUGGCCGGCUGGCACCGCAUCUCCAUCAUCUUCAUCCUCAGCGGCAUCACCGGCAACCUCGCCAGCGCCAUCUUCCUCCCGUACCGGGCCGAGGUGGGCCCGGCGGGGUCGCAGUUCGGCCUGCUGGCCUGCCUCUUCGUGGAGCUGAUCCAGAGCUGGCAGCUGCUGGAGCGGCCGUGGCGGGCCUUCCUGCACCUGGCGGCCGUGGUGCUCUUCCUGUUCGUGUGCGGCCUGCUGCCCUGGAUCGACAACAUCGCCCACAUCUUCGGCUUCCUCAGCGGCCUGCUGCUGGCCUUCGCCUUCCUGCCCUACAUCACCUUCGGCACCAGCGACAAGUACCGCAAGCGCGCCCUCAUCCUGGUGUCGCUGCUGGUCUUCGCCGGGCUCUUCGCCUCGCUGGUCAUCUGGCUGUACGUGUACCCCAUCCACUGGCCCUGGAUCGAGCACCUCACCUGCUUCCCCUUCACCAGCCGCUUCUGCGAGAAGUACGAGCUGGACCAGGUGCUGCACUGA